GUGGCAGGCGCAGCAGGCGGCCAAGGCGGGCCAGGGGGCGGUGGCCGUGGCGGACGGGGAGGGGGAGGGGGUGCAGGCGAGCAUGGAUGCUGCGCGCGCUGAGAUGAGGACGUGGUGGGCGGCACAGCAGGCGGGCAAGGGCGAGCAGGCGGGCAUGGAUGCUGCUCGCGCGCAGAUGCGGACGUGGUGGAUGGAACAGCAGCAGGCCAAGGCCAUGGACGUGGCGCGCGCAACCAUGAGGCACUGGUGGGUGGAGCAGCAGCAAGGCAAGGCCAUGGAUGCAGGUCGUGCGGAGAUGAGGCAAUGGUGGGUGCAGCAGCAGCAGGGCAAGGCCAUGGAUGCAGCGCGCGCAGAGAUGAGGCAAUGGUGGGAGCAGCAGCAGCAGGCCAAGGUGGGGGCAGCAGCUGCAGCCGGCAUGGAACAGGGCCGAGCGGAAAUGAGGGCCUGGUGGGUGCAGCAGCAGCAGGGCAAGGCCAUGGAUGCAGCGCGAGCAGAGAUGAGGCAAUGGUGGAUGGCGCAGUUGGUGACGAAACAGGCGGCGGUGGAGGAUGAGUCGCGCGCCCAGCUCAACGCAUGGGCGGUGGGCAAGUGGAGGGCGGUGCUGGGCGAGGCGGAGCAGCAGGCAGAGGAGGCGAAGCUGGAGGCCAUGGAGGCCGGCCGGGCGGAGAUGCGCCAGUGGUGGACGAAUCAGCUGGAGGAGAAGGCAGUGAAGCUGGCGGAGCAGGCAGCAGCAGCAGUGGAGGCGGAGGCAGCCAUGUAUGUGGCGGCUGCGGCUGACUUUGGUGGCGGGGAGGAGGGCGACCUCAGUGAGGACGAGCUCAUCGCCUCCGAUGAUGAGGAGCAGAUGGAGGUGGCGGCGCGCAUGGUGGAUCUGAGCGACAUGGAGCGCGCCGUCAUCGAGCGCGAGAUGACCCGCUACCGCGCCAGGCGUGAGGCCAAGCGCGCCUUCUGGGACCGCGAUGUGCAGCGCGCCAUGGACCGCAACCGCAAGGCCAUGCGCGACUGGUGGUUGCAGCAGUGGGGAGCGAAGCAGAGGGCCAAUGGGUGGGGCGACAACCCGCCUGUGUGGCGCCUCAAGCUCACGGCAGGCAGCGCGGACACGCCAGGUGGCAGCACGGCAUUGGAGGACGUGGAGGUGUCGGGCAAGGGCGUGACGCUGGGCCUCCUCCCCCAGCCAGAGGACGGCUCGCGACCCAUCGAGCUGCACCUCAAGGGGGUGUCAUUCGCGCACGCGGUGGUGUACGGAAAGGACAAGUACAUGGGGUUCGGCAGCUACAAGCGCGACUACUUCAUCGCUGACAUCGGCUCCACCACCGGCACCUUCCUCAACGGGUCCAUGUCCUCCCCUGCCUGCCGCCCUCCCUGCCCGCCCUCCCCACUCUGCGCCCCGCCUGCCUCUCCCCUCUGCUCUUCUCCCUUCCCUGCUCUCUUUCCGUCUCUCUGCUCUGCCCGGCUCUCCUUCUGUCUCUCUGCUCUUCUUUCUGCGUUGCACACUGCGGUGCUCUCUGCCCUGGUUACUGCCCCGCUCUGCUGUGGCAUGAUGGUGUGGCACACACACGUGCAUCCAUGUGCGUACACCCACAGCAUGCACAUGCAAUUCUUUUGUCAAUGCCACCAGGCGUCCCUCACAACCACCUUCCAUCUGCUGCCUGUCCCCUGUGCCCCUGCCCCCCUGUCUCUGCGCUACGCCUGUCCCCCUGUCCCCGUCUGCCCCUCUGUCCCUGUAUCUCCUGUGCGAGGGCAGGAAGCUGCUGGGAGUGAAUGCGCCGCGCAAGCUGGCCAAUGGUGA
Closterium sp. Naga37s-1 is the source of this 1789-nucleotide messenger RNA. The record is from the annotation of a GenBank genome assembly. NCBI's taxonomy places the organism in Eukaryota, Viridiplantae, Streptophyta, Zygnematophyceae, Desmidiales, Closteriaceae.